GUUCACGAUCCCGUAGCACUGGUAGCAUGGUAUGUACCCGGGCACAAAGCGGGACAUCCCAGCGGCGGAUGGCCUGGACAGCGGGUAGGACAGGAAGUACCAACAAAUUGGAACGUACCGCCCCGGCGAGGCCUCCAAAGGACGACUUUCGCGCAGGGAGAUUCCGCCUUACUAGGGUCUGCCAAAGGGGUGGCUGAGGUGAUGAUCGAGCGUUCUUCGGGAGAGGCGCCAGACCGCAGCUUCCCAUGCACAUGAGCCCGAGGAUAUCUGCCCCGCCUCCCCGUGCGCGAUCUCACACACACACCCGCCUCUCCCUUCCGCCCUCCUUCCUCCUCGACCACUACGUCCCGACUCCAGCCUUGGUCGCCAUCCGCAGCGCGCGGGAGAGGUGCUCUCGCAGGCGGGACUAUUCGCGCUCAAGCUGCCCUCCUCGGAGUGACGUGACCGCCAACUGCGGCUCUCCCCCCAUCCGUCCAGCACCGCGUUCGGGCUCUGCUUACGGUGGCAAAUCCAUCAUUAUCGCGUUCCCGACACGCCCGAGAGUUGCGUCGGCGCCCCGUAGUCACCAGUACCCAACCCGCCACCAUCGGUCUUUGGCUUGGCCUAAUCUGAACGCCGGGUCCGCCUCUAUCUGAACUUCGGCAGUAGCACCCCCACGUCCUGCUGCGUCGACCCCCUCUUGUCGGAUCAAUCACCCAGUGCCCCAAUCGCCACCAUGAACCCUUCGCGCUCCUCCUCGCUCUCCCUCCCGGCUCUCUCCCACCCCGCCGACCCGCGUUCGCUCCUCCCCCCGCAACCACAACCGCCCUCCCGGCGCGGCUCCGAGGCGAUGCUCUCCGACGGCCUCCCCUCGCCACCCAUCUCGCCCGGCCACAGCGACAACGAGGACGACUCGGACCUUGACGACGGCGCGAUCGUCGUCGACGCAGAGCCACGUUACAGCGGUCCGGAACGCACGAUCCCCGCUCACAUCCACGAGCCUCGCCCAGCCUCGUCGGACGACAGUCCCGUGCACCGCCCCGUGUCCGUGCGUAAAUACGGGCGGGAGCACGCGGACGCGGACGUGCGCAUGGACGGUGAAGACGAAGACGCACCGGCACCUAAGCCACCGCUGCGCUACCUCGAGCACGAGCAGUCGCGCCUCUCGAAACCCGGCGUGCUUAAGCUCACCGACUUUGAGGUCAAGGGCACCUUGGGGACGGGCACCUUCGGCCGCGUUCUCCUCGUCCGGCACCGCGGCGGCGUCCCCGGCGCGCAAAACUACUUCGCGCUCAAGGUGCUCCGCAAAACGGAGAUCGUCCGGCUCCGACAGGUCGACCACGUCAAGAACGAGCGCUACAUCCUCUCCCGCGUCCGACACCCGUUCGUCGUCGACCUCUACGCCACCUUUCAGGACAGCCUGAACAUCUACAUGCUGCUCUCCUACGUCCCCGGCGGUGAGCUCUUCACCCACCUCCGGCGCGCGCAGCGCUUCACGCCCGACGUUGCCCGCUUCUACCUCGCCACCAUCGCGCUCGCGCUCAAGUACCUCCACUCCUUCAACGUCGUCUACCGCGACCUCAAGCCGGAGAACCUCCUCCUCGACGCGCGCGGCUACGUCCGCCUCACCGACUUUGGCUUCGCCAAGAUCGUCGACGACCGCACCUGGACGCUCUGCGGCACCCCCGAGUACCUCGCGCCGGAGAUCAUCCAGUCGGACGGGCACGGCAAGGCCGCGGACUGGUGGGCGGCGGGCGUGCUCGCGUACGAGAUGAUGGUCGGCUACCCGCCCUUCUUCGACGAGACCGCCUACGGCAUCUACGACAAGAUCCUCCGCGGCCGCGUCCACUUCCCGCGCGAGAUGGACCCGCUCACGCGCGAGUUCGUCCGCGCGCUGCUCGAGCCGGACAAGUCGAAGAGGUUGGGAAACCUCAACGGCGAGGCGCAGGACGUGCUCGACCACGCCUGGUUCCGCGGCGUCGACUGGGACGCGCUCGAGCGCCGCGAGAUCCGCGCGCCGAUCAUCCCGCACACGUCCGGCGUCGAGGACACGCGCCACUUCCUCCACCUGCCGUACCCGCCCGCGGACGAGAUACCGGGCCUGGUCCGCGACGACGACGUCGUCUCCCUCGACGCCGCCUCCUGCUUUGCCGACUUUGCCUGAGGGCGAAAAUGGUUUCGAGCCGCCCUGCAGCCUGCAAAAAGAAAAAAACCCCUCGGCUGUCUCACAACAAAGCACACCGGUUCAAUCCCGAUCUUCCCCCUUUCCGAAUUUUUUUUCUCUGUCGCAAAUACCCCCGAGCGGUCCCUCCCGGCUCGAUUUCGUACUCGAUAUCCGUCAACACUCAGUGCUCACUGUAUCCAUUUCCCGUCGCGUCUCGUCUCCGACCCCCCAGCCGGCCCGUCCGAGCUCGGGCCCUAAUCACUCGUUCCAACUCUCUCUCCCCCUUCGUCCUUUACUCCUCUAUCGGCGGUCGAAUUUGCCGCCAGCCCGACGCGCCUACGUACGUGCGUCGGCGCAUCCUUUAAUCGCUCCCAUCUUUCUCUCCAACCACAAUGCCCCAAAGAGCCGAUAUCUCGGUCGACCGUAGAUUCCGGACUGCAUUAUCCCCACUACAUUGUAUCCAUUGG
This is a messenger RNA of Punctularia strigosozonata HHB-11173 SS5, 2610 nucleotides long. Its product is annotated as kinase-like protein. NCBI's taxonomy places the organism in Eukaryota, Fungi, Basidiomycota, Agaricomycetes, Corticiales, Punctulariaceae. The coding region runs from base 716 to 2143 and encodes 475 amino acids. Gene Ontology annotation, cellular component: nucleus; cAMP-dependent protein kinase complex. The transcript is spliced from 3 exons. Gene Ontology annotation, molecular function: cAMP-dependent protein kinase activity; ATP binding. The record is from RefSeq and is a predicted model, not a curated record. Gene Ontology annotation, biological process: peptidyl-serine phosphorylation.